AUGACCGAGCCAGACGUACCUGGUGAGCGGCCAGUAGAGCCUAUUGCUGCCUCACAACUCCUCUCACAGGCUCUCAACCACCUCCGUCCUUUUGAGCCAGUGCCCGCCGACCUAUCUUCAGGUCAACGCGGGGCUGACGCCGCACAUACCACACACACCACACACACCACACACGCGACAGGUGCCGAUUAUGCAUAUGCAGAGAACCACAAUGGCACUACAGACUCAAAAUCGAACACCGAGGAGGCGCUUCCUCCACUCUCAGUAGUCAUCGAACGCAUUCAUGCCCGCGUGCAAGCCUUCCUAUCCGAGACGCAUCCCGCGGACUCCCUGCUAGCCUCGGCCCAGCGCCAAACGCGUAUCUCACUAGGAGUCGUCGCAGAGGCAAUAGCGAAGUACAACAUGUCGGGUCUCUCUCUUUCCUACAAUGGAGGCAAGGAUUGUCUUGUUCUCCUUAUUCUGUUCCUGGCAGGAUUGCACCCAUACUCCAGCCACACACAACAGUCCGAGGAUUCAAACAUACCGUCAACCGCCGAGUCAUCAUCUCAAAACCAAGACUCCAUUGAAUCAGGCAUGAUUCCUUCUAUUUAUGCCCUCCCCCCGGAUCCGUUUCCUGCAGUGGAAGAAUUUGUUCUUAGCUCCGCAAAAGCAUACUACCUCUCCAUAACGAAAUAUACUACCGAACCUCCUCAUACAACGCUCAAGUCCAGCUUUGAAGAUUAUUUGUCCCGACACCCGAAUGUUCGUGGAAUAUUCGUCGGUACUCGACGGACAGAUCCGCAUGGAGCGAAGCUGACGCAUUUUGAUCGGACGGAUGGUGGGUGGCCUGACUUUAUGCGUAUACACCCGGUCAUUGAUUGGCAUUACGCUGAGAUCUGGGCAUUUAUUCGGCAUCUCGGAUUGAGGUAUUGUUCGCUGUAUGAUAUGGGAUAUACCAGUCUCGGUGGAACGUCGGAUACGCUGCCGAAUCCUAGAUUGAGGAGAGAGGACGACAAGGAGAGCAGUGAGAGUGAUGGGGGUUAUCUACCAGCUUAUAAGCUGAUGCAGGACUUGGAGGAAAGACUCGGGCGCAAUUGA
Messenger RNA from Penicillium malachiteum, 1077 nucleotides. Its product is annotated as FAD synthase. Gene Ontology annotation, biological process: FAD biosynthetic process. The coding region runs from base 1 to 1077 and encodes 358 amino acids. The record is from RefSeq and is a predicted model, not a curated record. Lineage: Eukaryota; Fungi; Ascomycota; Eurotiomycetes; Eurotiales; Aspergillaceae. Gene Ontology annotation, molecular function: FMN adenylyltransferase activity. The transcript has a single exon.